Messenger RNA from Amoebophrya sp. A25, 4684 nucleotides. The record is from the annotation of a GenBank genome assembly. NCBI's taxonomy places the organism in Eukaryota, Dinophyceae, Syndiniales, Amoebophryaceae.
GAAUAAAUAAAGUCUCCAGCGCUCAGGUGAAAAAGUUGCACAUUUCCAAUUAGGGAGAGCAUCAGUUACUACCUCACAACUAGAAGAUCUCUUCUACAGCUAAAGCACCAGCAACAACAAUGCAGCUACAAACCCACUAGCCGUGAGUAAAGGCGUGCAACAACUCUAAAGGACUAGCUUGGAGCGUUUGACAACAUCCCUCCCACUAGGAUCCCCCUCCCUCCCAAAAUAAAAAACUAAGCACGGCAACGAUGUAAGUGAUGCGCGUUUUUCAAAUUUCGAAAAUUUUCCACGUCUUGCUAUCGUUAGGGGAUUGAAUCUCGUGCGCUUGAAGUGCUAAGAUCCCAAAGCUUUUGACUUUAAGACCUUUCUCUGAAAUGCAAUCUCUUGGAUUUGCAUUUUUCAAAUUUCGAAACUUUUCCACGUUUUUUCGUCGUUUUGGGGUUGAAUUCUGUGCGCUUGGAGUGCUAAGGCCCCAAAGUUUUUGACUUUAAGCCCUUUCCCUGCGAUUCAGUUUCCUGGCUUCGCGUUUUUCAAAUUUCGAAAAUUUGCCACGUUUUUUCGUCGUUUUGAGAUUGAACCCCGUGGGUUUGAAGUGCUAAGGCCCGAAGACUCUGGAUUUUAAGCCCUUGCCCUGGGAUUCAAUUUCUUGGGUUAGCGUUCUUCAAAUUUCGAAAAUUUUCCAUGUUUUGCCGUCGUUUUGGAGUUGAAUUCUGUGCGUUUGAAGUGCUAAGACCCCAAAGCCUUGGACUGUAAGCCCUUUCCCGCAGAUUCAAUCUCUUGGAUUUGCGUCUUUCAAAUUUCGAAAAUUUUCCACGUUUUGUCGUCGUUUUGCGAUUGAGUUCUGCGAUUGUGAAGUGCUAAGACCCCAAAGUUUUUGACUUUAAGCCAGCGCCUUCACUGCGAUUCAAUUUCUUGGAUUUGAGUUCUUCAAAUUUCGAAAAUUUUCCACGUUUUCGCAUUGUUUUCUUGGUUUCCUGGUCUCUUGGUUUCCUGGUUUCCUGGUUUCCUGGUUCCCUGGUUCCCUGGUUCCCUGGUUCCCUGGUUUCCUGGUUCCCUGGUUCCCUGGUUCCCUGGUUCCCUGGUCCCCUGGUUUCUUGGUUUCUUGGUUUCUUGGUUUCCUGGUUUCCUGGUUUCAUGGGUUUGCUUCAUGGGUUUCAUGGGUUUGCUUCAUGGGUUUCGCGGGUUCAUGGGUUUGGGGUUUGUUGGUUUUUGUGUCGGAGGUUGUGGGUUUCGGUGUUGGAGGUUGAGGUUUCGGAGGGGAAGUGUUUGCAGAAUUUUAUUGCUCUUAAUUAUAUUUCUGCUAGUUAUAGCACCUGAUAAUUUUCCACUUCUUACCAUAUUGACACUUAUCUUCACUACGUAAUUUUGCUCUUUGAUUUCUUAUGCCCUUGUCAGUAAUAUUGCAACUUAGGCGGGUUAGGAGUUAGUUUCCAAUUAGGGAGAGCAUCAGUUACUACCUCACAGAAAAUAUAUGGAUUCACAGCGUCUUGACUUAGACUAGCCUCCAUCUACUUGUUAUUAAUCAACCACCCAGGAACCUCUCUCUCUCUCGUCCUUACAGAUACAGACCCGCAUCUCGCUAGACGUCGAUAUAACUAGCUACUUUCUCAUUUAUGUUGAUGAAGAUUCUUUUUGGACUCGCUCAGCCACGAAUAGGCGAGCCAACAGGAGAAGUCUGCCAAACAGGAAAAUACUCGGAUCUUCUGUUGGACAUGAUUCAUUGAUUAUUUCCUGAGGGAAACCUAAUCUUCAUGUAUGAAGAACUGUGUGACUUUCUGAGCCUCUUGUGGCUUCGUAUCUGUGAUACAUUUACGUAUCAUAGUACUACAUCUAGAUCUAAUCAACUGCUGAACAAAUGGCCACGGUAGCGGGGACCUUCUCCUGGCGAUGGCUUUACGGGAAAGAGCUUCUUGGUAAGACCGAACCGAAUGAGCCAGACAGAGAGCAGCAGAAAGGCUCCGCAGUCGCAAGGCCUGGAUGGACUCUGUGGGAGCGUGAGCGGAGGAACAAGGUUAUGCUGUUUGUAGUUGGUCGAACAAGAUUAUGCUGUUUGUAGUUGCUCGAGGUCGAGUGGACGAUAUCUAGAUGGGUUGGCAGAUAGACUUGACAUGCAAUGAAUACAACAACUAGCAUAUAUUAUAAUGGAGAAAAUUCAACUAAGGACUGCAAAAAUCCGGACAAAGUUCAAUCCUUCCGGGCAUGACGCGAAUCCGCAGAACACUCGCCGCCUACUGCGCUCCCUCCUGGAAAACCCUCACCCAGUUGCGAGCCAAGAACCUCGGGCACCCUCCAAAUCCCCGCGCCCCUCCAGAAUCCCCCAGCACACAUUUGCAGGCUGGCGCGGUGGACUCUGGAGGGGCGCGGGGAAUCACAUGAAACGAAACAAAAAGACAGAAAAACCAAGAGGAAGCAAGUGGCAAAAGCCGCUAAGCGGAGCACUUCCAGGACGAGGAGGCGGCAAUAAAGACCGUUUUUGUGCAGUUCUUAGUUGACUUGACGCCAGUACUUCUAUAGAUGGAUCGAUGAGUGUAUUGCUCUGGUAUUCGGUAGCCUGAUUUUGAUCAUAAGGGAAAACAAGAAGAGAAUCCUUGUGAUCGAAUUCAGGUUACCAAAUACCGGAGCCAUUCAAUGAAUCAGAUAGCCGAGCUAAAGACAACUUUAAUUAACUUUUUUGGUAGGUAUGUAUCAAUCUGGUAUCCCUUAGUUCUUUACGCAGCCUCCAUAUUUGAACAAAUCAGGUUGAGACUUUGAACUAUUUGGGCAGUAUCCUGCAAACAGGACAAGCAGUCGUUGGAUGCGCAUGCAAUCUCUCAACUAUUGCGCUAUACCUCUCACCGGGGACGAUGUCAGUCAGUCACUCACUCAGUCGGUCGCUAAGCCGGCUUCAUAUGCUCUUAUCGAGCUUUUCUUUGUAGAAAACACAUCGGAGCUGAAGGUGAUAUUGGAUGUGGAUUCUCUUUGGAACUCUCAUACAACUCCUUGGGGAGCUGUCCGAGUUGGAUGACGAAGGCGCUUCAAAGCAGAUUCAUUAUCUUAUGAUGCACAAUCUAAAUCGUUGAAAAUACACACUCGUUCGCAACUCAUCUUUUUCGUCUACUUGACACAUACAGAUUCAGAUACUCGACCACUAGUAUCUGAUACUAUCACUUCUGCUUUCGUUUUCGUCUCUAAGAUCUUGAUUGAUGAGGAGAAAACGAUCAUGGGUGUCAAGUUUUACGGUACAAGUUGGAAGCCUUGGUGGGGUGACAGCUUGUGUGCUCCUUUCGGAAGCCAACAAAACCAAAAGUACUUGAACACUUAGAAUGAGCGAGUAACCUCAAUUAGAAUAGCGCUUUCUUAGUUAUCGCUCGUCCUCUGAAUAAGUUUGCGAAAAGAAUUUGAGUUUUUCGAACCAAUGCAUGUUCGACAGUGAGAGACCGAAGUAUUCAAAAGCGACUGCUUGUGCGGAGUCGUGAGCAGUUCUGUAGAAAAAAUACAUCAAAAGAUAACACGACAGAUAUGGCUGUGAGAUAAAAUCCGCGGAUGGCGAUGCCUGGGCCGAGAUACGGGAGAAGCGAUUCGGGCGGGUGCACGACUAUGAUGUGAUUCCCAAUGUUAUGACCGCGAACGAAAUACUACCCAGGACUCACUGCAACUACUUCUGAAAAAGAUUCAUAUUGAAAGAUAUUGCGUAAUUUCACCGACACAGUUGACCGAUGAUCAGUCAGUGAUUGAUGCGUGAACAUCGCAUGACUCUAACCUAAACGUGGAGGUUGUGCUCUCGCAUGCACCGGUGGCACCCACAGUUCCGCAACAGUACGCGGACCUGAAGCUGGAGGAGGACCUAGAACCUAUGGCGCAGCCACUAAUUGAUCUUGGAAGAUUGAACAUCAACUGAGAAGGGAAAUGUCGGCUACUAAUCGAAGAAAGUGGAAGAUUGAUUCAGUUCUGUACUAAGUGCUACAAACUAGAUUCAGUCCUCUUCAUUUGCGAAAUCUCUGUCAAGCAGCUUACGUUAAUAAGGCUCACUUUAAUAGAAGAUUCUUGUUCUCCAUGAUCGAGGAAGCAAGAGUAAAUAAUGAUAAUAGUCAGAAGCAAGUAGAUGAAUGCCUCAGGUGGAGGACUUUAUCGCAUACUGAAGUACUGCUAGUGCAUCUGCAUACUGUUAUUGUUUUUGAACAGUUCAAGGAGAAGACUUGUGACUCGAAUGGUGUCCGCCGUCGUGUAUGAUGUUGCAGGUUGUGACUCGAAUGGUGUCCGCCGUCGUGAAUUUACAAAUAUCACCUACUAGUACUACAAAAACUUGACGCGUUAGCCGCGCUUCGCGAUUCUAUGGUAAGAAGCUUAAAUCCCACAGGUGAUUUGGGUGAAGAAAAUAGAAUAAAUAUUCCAGCAUCUUUCAUACGCGCAACUGAGGGCGUCGAACUGGAAAAUCGGCUUAUGAUGCGUGUGGAUUAGCUCAGAAGAUGUGUCUAAGUAAGGAGUUGGAGCACAAGUCUCUAGCCUUUAGUGGUACAAGCCUGACAUGCUGUACAGGUUUAAGCACAACAUCAAGCUUAUGAUGAAGAAACCUGUCAAGGCUUCUCUUUCGUAUUCCCUUCUAAGCAAAAAUUUUUCCCUUCUAAGCAAAAGUUUUUUGUCGGAAAUUCCGGUCCCACAAUCAAAGGCUCCGGGACGGAGUGGAAUGAAGCGGAUGCUCUGA